UGGAGGCAAAACCUUUUUGUUCUUUGCAAUAAAUCUUUUGUUCUUUUAUUCAGAACUCUGAAGGUACAGGUGACACAGAGUGCAAAGCAGUCUAUGUGUCAAGUCAAACUGGAAGGAGCUGAAAACUCAAAGGAGAAGCAUUUACGCACAGGUCCUACACUCAGCUGGGGCGGAAACAAUCUGCGGCUUCAGGUUUGCCACCGGCGGCAAAAAAAGGGGACACACGCAGCACUGAGGAGGAACUGAGAAUGAAUGACCGCGUUCAAACAAAGUGUCCGUGAGUUUCUGUUGGGAAAGCAUCAAGAUCUGCGGCAAACUGUGCAGGAUUGCCUUCAUCUCCAAAAUCCGGGUUGCAGCCGCAACUGUCUGAUUGAUGAGUGGAGUCCUGCUCAAACCCUGGGUGAUUGGCAGGAGGAGGAGAGUCUGACGGAGGAGCAGAGGAAUGUUGGCAGCCAUUUAGUCUGAGCUCAACAACGGAGGAAACAUGGAUUCUUCACAAAAAAAAUGUAAACACAGCAAUGGAGUGAGAUGUCGGACCUCUGAGGAGGAUAAGGAUGGUUCAGCAACAAAAGCAAAAAGAGAUGAAUCACUGAGUUGUGCGCAAUGUGGCAAGACUUUUAUCACAGCAACAAAGCUAAGAAUUCACGAACGUAUUCACACUGUGGAAAAACCAUUCAGCUGUGAUCAGUGUGGAAAGGCUUUUACUAAGAAGAGUAACUUAAAAAUCCAUCAAGUCAUUCACAGUGGAGUUAAACCAUUCAACUGUGAUCAGUGUGCAAAGGCUUUUACUCACAAGAGUAAUCUAGCAAAACAUCAAGUCAUUCACAGUGGAGUUAAACCAUUCAGCUGUGAUCAGUGUGGAAAGGCUUUUACUCGGAAGUGUCAGUUAAAAAGUCAUCAACUCAUUCACAGUGGAGUUAAACCAUUCAGCUGUGAUCAGUGUGGAAAGGCUUUUACUACCAAGAUAAUGUUAAGAGAUCAUCAACUCAUUCACAGUGGAGUUAAACCAUUCAGCUGUGAUCAGUGUGGAAAGGCUUUUACUACCAAGAGAACGUUAAGAGGUCAUCAACUCAUUCACAGUGGAGUUAAACCAUUCAGCUGUGAUCAGUGUGGAAAGGCUUUUAUUCAGAAGAGUGAUCUAGCAAAACAUCAACUCAUUCACAGUGGAGUUAAACCAUUCAGCUGUGAUCAGUGUGUGAAAACCUUUACUCAGCAUGAACAGUUGUUGAUCCAUCAUUGCCCCCAUUCUGGUAGAAAGCGGUACCACUGUGACUCCUGUGAAAAAACUUUCAGCUCCCAACAGAGCUUAAAAUAUCACCAACGCAUCCACACUGGACAUGAUGUGUACGUAUGUGAUCAUUGUGGUGAACCAUUUGUACAGUACUCACAGUUAAAAGCUCAUGAAGUGAUCCACACUGGGGUUAAACCAUACCUUUGUGACCAGUGUGGGAAACGCUACAGCUACAUUGGAAACCUCAAAGUUCACCAACGUGUCCACACUGGGGAGAGACCAUACAGAUGUGACAAGUGUAAGAAGACUUUUACAACUUUGGGUUCCCUGAAACAACACCAGCAGAUCCACACCAGAAAGAAAGCAUUCAAUCAGUGUCACAGUGAGCAGAACGGAACAGAUGGACAAAACCCUCAGACUUGUCAGCAGUCUGCCAAUGGUGAACAGUGCUGCUUUGACCAGUCUGGACCAACGUCCAACCAACAAGGAACCCUACAACGACACCAGUGUAUGCACACUGGACACAGACUGAACCCCUGCCAAGAAGAUUUGUCCAUGCAGGGUUCAGUAAAAGUUCAUGAAGUCCUCCACAAACUUAAAGUCCUUGAGAUCCGGCUUCACAGAAUUCAGGUCUAAUUUCUUGUUUAGUGUCUUUGUUGCUUUGUUGCAAAAUCCAUUAAGAGGAAAGCUGUCGUUAACAGACGUGACUGGUAAAUUAAUGAAACCAUUCA
Molecule: messenger RNA, 1962 nt
Organism: Acanthochromis polyacanthus (spiny chromis)
Lineage: Eukaryota; Metazoa; Chordata; Actinopteri; Pomacentridae
Product: zinc finger protein OZF-like
Exons: 5
Coding region: 485-1867 (460 amino acids)
Biological process (GO): negative regulation of transcription by RNA polymerase II
Cellular component (GO): nucleus
Molecular function (GO): DNA-binding transcription repressor activity, RNA polymerase II-specific
Source: RefSeq, a predicted model, not a curated record